Dothidotthia symphoricarpi CBS 119687 is the source of this 2019-nucleotide messenger RNA. RefSeq names its product nucleotide-diphospho-sugar transferase. The record is from RefSeq and is a predicted model, not a curated record. Gene Ontology annotation, molecular function: mannose-1-phosphate guanylyltransferase (GTP) activity; GTP binding. The coding region runs from base 1 to 2019 and encodes 672 amino acids. Lineage: Eukaryota; Fungi; Ascomycota; Dothideomycetes; Pleosporales; Dothidotthiaceae. Gene Ontology annotation, biological process: GDP-mannose biosynthetic process; cell wall mannoprotein biosynthetic process. The transcript has 5 exons. Gene Ontology annotation, cellular component: cytoplasm.
AUGACCGGAUCAGCCAGCUACGCUGCCGCAAUCAGCACGCCCAACGGCGCGGUUCGCCAACCCACGAUCGUUGCGACAAAAAUCUCAGAUCCAGAUUUGCGCUCGUCACUCGAGGAUAAUCAGAAACCUCCGCGACCGCAGCGGCCGGGUGCGGGAAUCCGCUCGAGGACGAGCUACUUCCGGAGCCUAGGCAAGAAAGCUGAAAAGGACAAGGGAGGGAGAGAGGGUGUUGUGGAAGAGCGACGAUCCGGACAAUACCCACGUGUAGAACACCAGCCGAAUACUGGGAACCCGGACGAAAAUGUCUACGUUCUGACGCUCAAGAUUACGGACUCGCUUGCACGGCCCAUGAACGAGAUGCGCGAGAAAUACUUCCCGAAGCACUUGAACCGCACACCGGCGCAUCUUACACUCUUCCAUGCUCUUCCGCACUCACAGCUUGAGACUAUGCAAAGCGACCUUUCUCAGUUGUCGGCCAAUACAUCACCUUUCGAAGUUACCACGGGCAGCCCAUUUCGGAUGCGCCUCGGGGUGGGCGUGAAUGUGGAUCAUGGGUAUCAAACGAUGAAAGACGUUCAUCAGCAGCUGAAGUCGCAGUGGUUGCCGUUUCUGAGCGAGCAAGAUGCUGGGGGUUUCCGUCCGCAUUGGACGGUCAUGAACAAGGUGAACCAGGAGAAGGAGGUUGACCAUGCUUUUGAGGCGGUGCGGUCGGAUCUGUCCGAGAACAUGCGAGAAGGCCAGGCUCUUGGACUAGACUUGUGGUUGUAUGACUUUGGCAAAUGGAAAUGGAUCAACGAGUACAGCUUUGGCGAACCGCAGAAUACACUCUCCAAGACAAGGAGCAAUCGUGGGGAAGGGUUUGUCGCCUCCAAGAACGACUUUCCCGGUCUUGGGGAGCAGACGCCUGGAGGUGCUGCUGAAAAGAGACCGGCCAUCAUUCUCGUCGGAGGGUUUGGUACCCGUCUGAGGCCUCUCACCCUGACUUACCCGAAGCCGCUCGUCGAGUUCGCCAACAAGCCCAUGAUCCAGCACCAGAUCGAGGCCUUGGCCGCUGCCGGCGUCACAGAUGUUGUGCUCGCUGUCAACUACCGCCCAGAGAUCAUGGCUGAGGCAUUGAAGACAUACGAGGUGCAAUACAACGUCAAAAUCACCUUCUCCGUCGAGACUGAGCCCCUCGGCACCGCCGGUCCUCUGAAGCUCGCCGAGGCCAUCCUGGGCAAGGAUGAGUCGCCAUUCUUCGUCCUCAACGCCGACGUCACCUGCGAUUAUCCCUUCAAGCAGCUCGCCGACUUCCACAAGCAGCACGGCAAUGAGGGUACAAUUGUUGUAACCAAGGUCGAGGAGCCCUCAAAGUACGGUGUCGUUGUGCACCAGCCCAACCACCCCUCCAAGAUUGAACGCUUCGUUGAGAAGCCCGUCGAGUUCGUCGGCAACCGCAUCAACGCCGGUAUCUACAUUCUCAACCCCAGCGUCCUGAGCCGCAUCGAGCUCCGACCCACCUCCAUCGAGCAGGAAACCUUCCCUGCUCUUGUCAAGGAUGGUCAGCUGCACUCGUUCGAUCUCGAGGGCUUCUGGAUGGACGUUGGACAGCCCAAGGACUUCCUGUCGGGGACCUGCCUAUAUCUCUCUUCGCUCUCGCGCAAGAACUCGAGUCUCUUGACUCCCACAUCCGAGCCCUUCGUUUACGGCGGAAACGUCUUGAUCGACCCAUCAGCAAAGAUUGGCAAGAACUGCCGCAUUGGCCCCAACGUCACAAUCGGACCAGACGUUGUUGUCGGUGACGGUGUGCGUCUCCAGCGAUGCGUCAUUCUCAAGAACAGCCGCAUCAAGGACCACGCCUGGGUUAAGUCGACAAUCGUUGGCUGGAACAGCACCGUCGGCAAGUGGGCACGUCUGGAGAACGUCACCGUUCUGGGUGACGACGUCUCCAUCGGCGAUGAGGUCUACGUCAACGGUGGCUCCGUUCUGCCACACAAGUCGAUCAAGCAGAACGUCGAUACUCCCUCGAUCAUCAUGUAA